Prinia subflava (tawny-flanked prinia) is the source of this 2753-nucleotide messenger RNA. It is a transcript of the gene MRS2, whose product is annotated as magnesium transporter MRS2. The record is from RefSeq and is a predicted model, not a curated record. The coding region runs from base 228 to 1571 and encodes 447 amino acids. The transcript has 11 exons. Gene Ontology annotation, cellular component: mitochondrial inner membrane. NCBI's taxonomy places the organism in Eukaryota, Metazoa, Chordata, Aves, Passeriformes, Cisticolidae. Gene Ontology annotation, biological process: mitochondrial magnesium ion transmembrane transport. Gene Ontology annotation, molecular function: magnesium ion transmembrane transporter activity.
UCAGAGCGUUUAGAAAUACAGAAGCGGGUGCGCAGGACCCGCCGCCUCGCAGCCGACACCACCCCAGCCUGCGCCAUCCCGGUGCGGCUCUGGCCGCGCUCCUCCCAGGCUGCGCCGGGGCUCCCGUCACCCCGCCGGGCUCCUCCUCCCCGGCACCCCGCCGGGCUCCUCCCUCGCCGCGGCUGCGCCCCGGGAGCGGUGCCGGGCCGAGGGGCCGAGCGGGGUCGAUGCUGCGCGGGGUCGCGUUGCUGCCCCGCGCCCUGGGCGCUGGCGGCUGCUGCUGCUGCUGCGCGGCCCGCGGCUGGGCGGGCGCGGCGGGCGGCGGCUCCGGCCCGCGGGCCGCCCCGGGGCUGCCGCCGGGCCGCGCCUGGGACCGGCCCGCGGCCGUGGCGGCGGUGCCGCCGGGCGCCCGCGGGCUGCGCUGGGCCGGUAAAUUUCACCUACGUGCCCCCACUGAGAGCUCCCAAGCCACCCUAGCCAGCGUGUCUCCUGUUUUUGCAGUGAUGAAGUUUGACAAAGAGGGAAAUACUACCUAUUUUGAAAAGAAGAAAACAGAAUUGUACCAGGAGCUGGGUCUUCAAGCUCGAGAUCUAAGAUUUCAACAUGAAAUGAGCAUUGCAACCAGGAACAAUAGGAUCAUCAUGAGAAUGGAGUUCUUGAAGGCUGUCAUAACACCAGAGUUUCUUCUGAUACUAGAUUAUCGUAAUUUAAGUCUGGAACACUGGCUCCUCAAUGAACUAGCAUCUCAGCUGGCUGGGGAAGGUCAACUAGUCACACAUUCCCUGCCCUUUGAAUUCCGAGCCAUAGAAGCAAUCCUGCAGUACUGGAUCAGCAAACUGCAGGAAAGACUUAACACUUUGCAGCCUCAGAUCCUUGAGACACUGGAAGUCCUAGUGGAUCCCAAGCUUUUAUCUGUGGAUAGGAGUAAACUACACAUUCUCCUGCAAAAUGGCAAGAGCUUGUCAGAACUGGAAACAGAUGUUAAAGUUUUCAAAGAAACGAUUCUGGAGAUCUUAGAUGAAGAAGAAGUAAUAGAAGAACUCUGUCUGUCUAAAUGGACUGAUCCACAAGUAUUUGAGGAGAGUACAUCUGGGAUCGACCAUGCGGAGGAAAUGGAGCUGCUGUUGGAGAAUUAUUACAGACAAGCAGAAGAUCUUUUAAAUGAAGCUCGUGAACUCAGAGUACUGAUUGACGACUCAGAAAGCAUCAUCUUUAUCAACCUGGACAGCCACCGUAAUGUGAUGAUGAGGCUGAACUUGCAGCUGACCAUGGGGACUUUCUCUGUUUCUCUCUUUGGGCUCAUAGGAGUUGCAUUUGGUAUGAACUUGGAGUCAUCUCUUGAAGAGGACCCCAGGAUAUUUUGGUUGGUGACAGGGAUUAUGUUUCUGGGAAGUGGUCUGAUCUGGCGACGCUUACUUUCCUUCCUUGGGCGGCACCUGGAUCCUCCACUACCUCCUCACGUUCCUGCAGUUUUGAAAAAAUCUCAACCAGCAGGUGGAAGAGUGGAGAUAAAGACUAGCCUUAAAGGAGAAACAUUUGGGCUGGGCAGAAGCACAUUACCAAACCAGUAGGAACAGCAAGAAUGAAGAGACUUUCGUUGUUAUAGGGUGGACUUUGGACACUUGCAUUUGUUCUUCCUUACUGAAAACUCCAAGAAUUUCUAAACUUACUAAUUUAAACUAUAUUUUGUGCCAAAAACCUACAAUAAAAUUUUUAACACUCGUGCACAUAAGGAGAGAAACACAAGGGAAAAUAGCAAAAUGCUUUCUACAGAAGUUUCGCCUCCACGCUGUGUAUGUGCCUUCAGUUUUCCGUAUCACAUACAUGUACUUACUUUUCGGGCAUUCUCAUUUUUAGUGUUUCUGUCAAAUACUGCUUUGCUUAAUGGCCUUUCUUACAGAGUAAGAAACUACUGAUCAGUAAUUCUGGUUCUGAACUGCAGAUUUAGGAACCUGACUUCAAAGAAAAAUCCACCCCAAGAGUGGCUUCUUGAAUGGAUUUUAAGGCACUAUUUAAUUGCAGAGAACAGGUUUUACAAAGCAAAAAGCAUACCAGCAUCUCUUGUAAAGCAUGACUUCUAGAUUGGCAGCAGUGAGAAACAAGGAGCAAUAAAAGGCUUUGAAAUGUAGCUGCUAAUCUUGUAUAUUUCUUAACAAUUAAUUUAGGCCCAAAACAGCAGUUCUGGGAACAGGGCAAGCUGCCUUAUGGAUAACGCCCACUUGCAUUUUCCAUCUGACACUAUGUCAACAUACAUUGGUACAGCUGCAGUUUAACAACUCCUUGUGUUGCCGUAAUUCAAAUUCUGGUAAAAAAACAGCCAGAGUGUUGUUUUUUCUUAAAGUGGGCUCUGCUUUGUGUCUUCCCUCCAAGACAAAGCAUGGACUAGCCUGCACCACAGUAAGUGGCCAGAUUAGUUAAAGGUGUGGAAGCCUGAUGUCCUGUGAUAGGCUGAAGGAAGGAGUAAAAGCCUUAUGCCAACUAUUCCUGUUUGCUCUUGAGACUGCUCUUUAAGGGUGUAGUUCUCCACUGGUUUCUCUCUGGUUGUAGAGGAGCCUGAAAUGUGUCUAAAUCACAUCACACGCUGUCCAUUUCUUUGGGAUUUUUUAACCUAUCUGUAACAAUGAGCAGCUCCUUAGGUGCCACCACACAAAUCAUUGUACUGGCAGGGGUUGAAAAGACAGUAGCUGUAGCUGUGAACGUUCUUCUCAGGACUAAUGAGUCAAAGAUGGAAAUAAAAAGGUUCUUAAAUGAAA